Messenger RNA from Colletotrichum phormii, 825 nucleotides. RefSeq lists its product as uncharacterized. The annotation marks the transcript as partial. Lineage: Eukaryota; Fungi; Ascomycota; Sordariomycetes; Glomerellales; Glomerellaceae. The transcript has 2 exons. Gene Ontology annotation, molecular function: oxidoreductase activity. The record is from RefSeq and is a predicted model, not a curated record.
GUGGCUGCCGCCACCUUCGACCAGUUCAACAUUCUGAAGGCCGAGCAUCCUAUUCUGGCUGACAUUGCAUCUUUCCAAAGCGCCCAUAUCAACCACCUCACACCUCGAACCUUGGACAUUUCGGCUGUCCAGGCUGCUAUGAGGGAGGCGGGCAUGGCUGUCAAGGCACGCAUCGAAGGGCCGCCCAUCCGCCAGUGCCUCAUUCUUCUGCGCCAGACUAGUUUUCUGGCUCUUGAAGAAUACGUCCACUUCAGAACAGCGAUACCCGAACUGAUCAAGGCCGGCCAUAAGGCUCGGUUCGGGGAGGUUGAGGAGCGGGGUGCCGCGGUUACGGAACAAGGAAAGAUACUUUACGAACGACUUCUGCAAGAGGCCAUGGCACUGACGGCGAAUGCUGAACCUGAGCAGGUUGAUAGAAUCGCAGAAGACGUCUUCAAGCAAUAUCCUGAUACUUGGACUGAAUUGAGGAGCAAGGGAUUGAUACAUUGCGAAUAUUUCUGCAUCGGUAAAGCACCCCCGGGUGAGGCUGGCCAGCAACUCGAUGCACUCGCUCUUGAGCGUCUCAUUGCACAGGGUGUUAUAGAGGCACGUCCAAUCACUUACGAAGAUUUCCUCCCGUUUUCGGCAGCUGGAAUUUUCCAGUCCAACCUACAGUCUCGAGACAAAGAUGGACGGCCGCUACAGAUGAAACAUCCUGAACCGGACCUGCUCGGUUUCGUGGAAGCACUGGAAGAAGAGCCUGUAAAUAUUCAAAGCUGGUACUCUCUAAUCCAGAAACGUAGCCUGAAGGCCGUGGCGGAGAAUCUGGGGAUGACCGCGGCGUGA